Gaeumannomyces tritici R3-111a-1 is the source of this 2156-nucleotide messenger RNA. RefSeq lists its product as hypothetical. The transcript is spliced from 3 exons. Bases 499 to 1578 code for a protein of 359 amino acids. Lineage: Eukaryota; Fungi; Ascomycota; Sordariomycetes; Magnaporthales; Magnaporthaceae. The record is from RefSeq and is a predicted model, not a curated record. Gene Ontology annotation, molecular function: phosphoric diester hydrolase activity. Gene Ontology annotation, biological process: lipid metabolic process.
ACGCUCCAGGCCGGUGGCGCCCGUCCUUAUUAUUUUCUCGCCUGCCUGCCUAAGCCUUUGUUGGCCUGCACCAUGAACGGACUUAAGACUCCCGCCACGCCGCCCCCCGGAACCGUUCUAUGUCCGCGCUCCUAGCUGGCUUGAGCUCGAACUCGUGACCACACUCCCCGCCUUAGCUCCCUUCCCUGCUGACGACGCCAAUAUUAGUACCUGAAGGCGUCGAGCAGUGCAAAUCAACGGGAUACGCACUGCAGCUGGUAGCUUUGGAGGGCGCAUCUUUCUAUCGGAUCAGCCCCGCGCGUCUUGAUAUACCGCAAGCCACUCUCACAGCGCUCCUCAGAUUCUCUUGCCGAGACUGUCUCCGUUACGGUCUCCUUUGUAUCUGAGCGGCUACGAAGCAACCCUCACAGCCUCGCGCACCCCAGGAGGUGCUCAAGCAACCCAGGUCGUCUCGGCAAGCAGGGUCUUGGCCAGCAGCGCAUCAUCAACCCAGCCAUCAUGAACAUAUUACCAAACCCGUCGGAGAAGGCUCCACUCCUCAAUGGCUACCCUAAGCGCAUAUUCCCUCCAGCCCCGUUCGCCGAUGCGAUACAGGGCCCCUGGGGUGGACGUAUGCCACAGGCCAUCGCCCACCGCGGCUACAAGGCCGAGUGGCCCGAGAACACCAUGAACGCCUUUGCCAACGCCAUCGCUGUUGGUGCUCACGCCAUCGAGACGGACCUCCAUUUGACAAAAGACAAGGUUGUCGUCCUGUCACAUGAUGGUACAUUAAAGCGAUGUUUCGGUCAAGACGCGAAGCUAUCGGACUGCAGUUGGGAUCACAUCAGCACUCUGCGCACCGUCAGGAGUCCACCGUCCCCAAUGCCGCGCCUGGCAGAACUGCUGGAAUAUCUGACGCAGCCCGGCAUGGAGCAUGUGUGGCUCCUGCUGGAUAUCAAGAGGGACGACGACCCUGACGAGCUCAUCAGGAGGGCAGGAGAGACGUUUGCUUCGGUCCCGAGCUCAAGACCUUGGAAGGAGAGGAUAAUAAUGGGCUGUUGGGAUGCCAACUACAUGCGCCGCUGCAGCCUGCUGCUCCCCGGCUUCGGGGUGGCAUACAUCGGCUGGUCAAAAGCGUACGCGUGGGAGCUUCUCAAGCACUCAAACGUGUCCUUCAAUCUACUGCAGAAGAUGCUGGUCGGCCCCGCCGGCACGCGCUUCAUCCGGGCCGCAGAAGCCAGGGGCCGUCAGGUGUUCGUCUGGACAGUCAACGAGGUCGAGUGGAUGGAGUGGAGCAUCAGAAAGGGCGGCAUCUCGGGUGUCAUCACUGACGACCCGAAGCUUUACCUCGAGGUCUGCCAGAGGUACGCCGACGAGAGGAACGGCGACGCGCCCGCCGCCGGGGACCGCUUCGACCCCAGGACCUCCGCCUCCAAGGAGGACCCGGGCGGGGCCCAGCCCGACUCCAAGGCCUGGAGGUGGACGCGCCUGUACACCGAGGUGGUCCUGAUACAGAUGCUGGUCGCCGUCUUUGUGCUGGUGAUGCGCGUCAGGCUCGGGUCCGAAAGGAAACGGGUCAGGGACGGCAUGAGGGGAUGAGGCGGGCAGGCGGGAAGGAAUUCAGGAAAGGCAAUGCGAGGGCACUGGGGUGGCAGGCCACAAAUGACGAUACCCGUGAGGAGGAGGAGGAGGAUAAUGAGCGGUUGACCAGUCGGCCAAGGAUGCCAGGCGCAUUUUGUCAUAAUGUUCUGGAGGUGUUUGGCUGGACGGCAGGGUCCACCCCGUCCGCGCCCCAGGAAUAACCGGGCUUUUAUGCUGGUUCCGGCGCGGCCGAGGGGAGAGUGGUCGUCAUGGCGAUACUGUAGUAGGUAACCUGCUGCUCGCUCGCCUUGGUUCCGAAGUCGUGCGAGCACGGGCACGUGUCCAAGGGGUAGGGGCGGUGAUUUUCGAAUUUUCAUCGGAAGAACAAAGCUCACUUGUAGAGCGGACGCAGCGACAACUAGCACAUGCGAUCACACCCACUGGGAUAUACGGGGUCCCGUCCGCUCUUCCCUAGUCAAACCAAUGACCUAGCAUGUUCAUACAUCUCGAAUGAUAGUGAUGGUGUCCCACAGCCCACCUAUCUAUCAACCACCAAAGAACAAUCACGGACAACAGGUCAGGCAGGCCCAUAACCC